Molecule: messenger RNA, 888 nt
Organism: Fonsecaea erecta
Lineage: Eukaryota; Fungi; Ascomycota; Eurotiomycetes; Chaetothyriales; Herpotrichiellaceae
Exons: 1
Coding region: 1-888 (295 amino acids)
Source: RefSeq, a predicted model, not a curated record
AUGUCUACCCCCGCCAACGAAUUCAUCGCCGAGACGCUCGGGCUAUACACUCGCCGUGCAGCGAACUAUGACCUCUCCAACGGUGGUUGGCACGUGGAGCUGGGUCGAGAUUUCGUCACCUGGGUACCUCCUCCCAAAGGCGGAGCCGUUCUUGACCUUGCUUGCGGCACCGGGCUGGUCACACUGCCUCAAGCUGAGGCAGUCGGACCUGGUGGGAUCGUUGUCGGCGUCGACAUCACCGAGGCAAUGCUCAACGAAGCGAAACGCAAACCACUCCCGAAGGAAAGCGGAGACGUGCGGUUGGUGUUGGGAGACAUCACCAGCCUCUCCUCGGUGGAGGAAGUGCAAAAGGUUGCGAAGGAAAGGGGAGGGUUUGAUGUCAUUUCAUGCUGUUCGGCAUUUGUAUUGCUUGAGAAUCCAGCAAAGGCACUCAAGCACUGGGUCACCUUUUUGAAGGCAGGCACCGGGAGGCUGAUCGUCGACGUUCCCACCGAGGAUCGUAACUUGCAGUACCUCCUCAACUACUCGCUCCGGCGCGCGAUGGGGGACCCCAUGGUUUUCGACUUCGACUGGAUACACGGUAUUCACACUCUACAGAAGCUGUUUGAAGAUGCCGGGCUGAAAAUAGAACAAUCUUUCCGCACGAGGAGCUACAUCCCCGAGAAAUGGUACGGCGCGGAUCAGGCGAUGGAUGCUCUUGAAGAAAAGACGAGUCGGAGCGGGCUGUGGAAGACUAUCUUUGACGGCCUCGAGUCCGAGGGAGGGCCAGAAGCCGUCGACAAAGCCAAGCAGAUAUGGGCGCGAAUUUGGAAAGACCACUUGAACGAAGACGGCAAGUUGUGGGAUGGACACGCUUUGUAUGUUGCAAUAGGAUGGAGGAGGGAGUGA